GUUCCCGUCCCAUCAGGAUAAAAGGCGUUCGACCGCCUCGGGGAGUCACAGAAUCCGAUUCGCCAACUCAACCGCCGCAGACAGAGACCCUCCGAGCUGAGCCCCAUGGCCCGCACCGCGAACCCCGCCGCCCCCCGGCUCCUCCGCGCCGCGCUGCUGCUCCUGCUCCUGGUGGCCGCCGGCCGGCGCGCAGCAGGGGCGCCCGUGGUCACCGAACUGCGCUGCCACUGCUUGCAGACAGUGCAGGGAAUUCACUUCAAGAACAUCCAGAGCUUGACGGUGACGCCCCCGGGACCCCACUGUGGCCAAACGGAAGUCAUAGCCACUCUCAAGAAUGGUCAGGAAGUUUGUCUCAACCCCGCAGCCCCCUUGGUUAAGAAAAUAGUCGACAAGAUGCUAAACAAGGGCAGCACCAACUGAUCUGGAGAGAAAGAGGAAGCUUACUGGCUACUGCUGAGCCCUAGUGGAAUUGGAGUGAAUGAAGAGAAAGGAAUAGCUCCUGGGGCCACCUAGACUGCAUUUAAUGUGUUUGGCUAUUUCUUAUG
Camelus dromedarius (Arabian camel) is the source of this 545-nucleotide messenger RNA. RefSeq names its product growth-regulated alpha protein. The record is from RefSeq and is a predicted model, not a curated record. Bases 106 to 420 code for a protein of 104 amino acids. NCBI's taxonomy places the organism in Eukaryota, Metazoa, Chordata, Mammalia, Artiodactyla, Camelidae. Gene Ontology annotation, cellular component: extracellular region. The transcript has 4 exons. Gene Ontology annotation, biological process: chemotaxis; immune response; defense response. Gene Ontology annotation, molecular function: chemokine activity.